This is a messenger RNA of Microcebus murinus (gray mouse lemur), 680 nucleotides long. RefSeq names its product histone H2A type 1-like. The record is from RefSeq and is a predicted model, not a curated record. NCBI's taxonomy places the organism in Eukaryota, Metazoa, Chordata, Mammalia, Primates, Cheirogaleidae. Gene Ontology annotation, molecular function: structural constituent of chromatin; protein heterodimerization activity; DNA binding. Gene Ontology annotation, cellular component: nucleosome.
GGUUGAGUAAAGUCCUCUGUCUGAUUGGACAUCACUCGUGAUGACGUUAAUAUCAAUAUUGUCCAAUCAAAACACAUACUUUAAGAAACCUUAUUUGCCUCGUUUAAAACGGAACUGCAAGUUUAGCCGGUGGCCCAACUCAUUUUUCGCGGUCAGCAACGGCUAUAAAAUGUGCGUUUUUGUGCUUUGAGAUAUUUCUUGUGUAAGUCACAGGAACUCCUAUAAUGUCUGGACGCGGCAAGCAGGGCGGUAAGACUCGCGCCAAAGCCAAGACCCGCUCUUCCCGGGCCGGACUCCAGUUCCCCGUGGGCCGGGUGCACCGCUUGCUCCGCAAGGGCAACUAUGCCGAGCGGGUCGGAGCCGGCGCCCCGGUGUACCUGGCGGCGGUGCUGGAGUACCUGACCGCCGAGAUCCUGGAGCUGGCGGGCAACGCGGCUCGCGACAACAAGAAGACGCGCAUCAUCCCGCGCCACCUGCAGCUGGCCAUCCGCAACGACGAGGAGCUCAACAAGCUGCUGGGCAAAGUCACCAUCGCUCAGGGCGGCGUCCUGCCCAACAUCCAGGCCGUGCUGCUGCCCAAGAAGACCGAGAGUCACCAGAAGGCUAAGGGCAAAUGAGGAAAAGGCUCCUAUGAAAAUGAGUGUCUUCAAGAACAGUUAAGGCUGAUUUCCUAAAGUUCC